AUUCGCAUCUGGUCGCAUAUAGGCGGUAAAUAAUCUCAGCCUAGUUUAUACGUAAUCCCCCUGUUUUAUGAAUCACGGUAAACAAUAUUUUGUAGCUUCGUUCGAGUUAGGGAGAAAUGCAGUCGACGUGCUGCAUGUUUACUAAACGUCUCAGAAUAUCGGUUUAAUUUCAGCGAGAAAGUUCGAUCCGAUUAAUCAGAACAAGAUUAGAGUGUCGGUCCCAUCGUAUAAUAAACAUUGUUUUGGGGGAACAUAUUAAUAUAUAUUAUAAGUCUGCCGUCAAAAAUCCGAUGGCCUCGUCUAGAAAGUGAAUUUCAGGAAAAAAACGAAAGAUUUUGAAUUGUGAGUUAUGUAACUGCAAAAAAAUGUAUAUUUUGACGCCAAAACUAGCCAAGUCUAACAUGUAGUGUAACUCAAGUACGACUAUAGACACCUCAAGCAAAUUUGGAUAUUAUAUUUCAUGUUUUACACCAUUGUCAUACAAUGUAACUGAGCGUUGGUUGACACGGUUUGAGUUUAAGAGAAGAGAAGUUACUCGCAAACCGGUUUUAUAUUCAAGCAUACAACGGUAUGGUUAUUGUGGCACACGCACCGCCGAGAUGUCUUCUCUUUGUGGUUUAAUGAAUCGCCUGUUUCGCAUGCGUGCCGUGAAAACAGUCGUAGUUGACGGUUUUAUAAAUGUACGCUGCUGACCAACGAAGAGACUACAUCUCUCAAUCUGGUUAAUCGAGAAGAUUAUAUGCGGCAACCGGUACUUUCCAGGCAAACUGUAAAAUUAAGUAGCUUGAUUAAAAUAUUAUUCUUCGAUAGUUGAUUGUAAGUAUUGCGCAUAUUAAUCUGAACGUCGUGCCAGGAGGAGUUGGCCACAUCAUCAGCAGGCGACGGAGGAAGGGACGCUACGUCGGCGGAUACAAUCAAUUUGCGUAAACAUUGCGGCCUCCCAAUGCCCAGCUUUUCCGCCGUAGGUUAUUUACAAGAUUUUCAAUUUUGAACGAUAAAAGCAGGCGCUUUAGUGAGCUUAAGCACACCUAGUAGACACUUGAGCCCAAUAAGCGAGAAUGUCAGCUAUUUGCAGUCGCGAGUUAGGUUUCGGAUUAGGACAGCCGAAUACGUAGAACAUUGCCAAGUAUUUUAGUCCUGCAGCAAACAUAUUUAUUUAAAUAAAUCAAUCCGAUUAUCAAUUUUAGAAUGCUCGGACUUUGUUUUGGGCAACUGAUGCCAAAUACGUGACAGAAUGGUAGUUGGAUAUUUGGUUACAGUUUUAAAACUUGCAGUUGUUUUGUCGACGCUGCCUUCGUUAAAAGCAAACCCAAGGCGCUCAUACACUUGCCGGGACUGUUUACUGCAGUGUAAUACGCUCGAAAGGGAUAUGACAAGAUGUUAUCUUUGUUUGCACGUGUGUGGAAGACAACUGACCGAUGUUUUCAACUUCUUCAGCGAGUAUCACUGCCAGCCACGGAGGGGCGCUGAGCUACCAGGCCCAACGACACCAACGACAACAACGACAACAACGACAACAACGACAACAACGACAACAACGACAACAACGACACCACCUACACCCACUCCAUUACCGGGCACACAACCGGCAGAAGAACUUAUACGGCAAAACAGACAUUUAUUCGUUGACCCGAAUCAACUGGCAAACAUGACAGCAGUUUUAGACUCGGAAAGUAGAGCUCCUUCACCUAGAAGUCAUAGCAGUAUAUUGCCAGUAUGCCCAACAACACGAAUGGUGAUAACACCGAUGUGGGUGGAACACAAGUCCGGUCAUUUGGUGACAUUGGUUACUCAUAACGAACUCGUGCAGUCGUUUUUCGUCGGGGUAUGUCGGAACACGACGCCGGAAAUAGACGUUCCAAACAGCAGAUGCAAAACAGAACAGACGCUGCACAGCGCGAUGUUUUGGGUGUCGCGUGCCUGGACGCGGGCUCAUCCACACGCAAGGUUUGAUGACUGUACCCCGACAAGGCACGAUCCGGAAAUACUUUGGUGUAAGGAUUGGGUCAGGUUAAACGCCGCUUGCUCGUUGUUUAUUGCUGGUUCGACCUAGAUCCUUGGUAUUCAAAGAUAGCGAAACAGCCCGCGAAAAUUCCGCUGAGAACACAAGGGUGAUGCAUGGGAAACUCCAGUACGACCGUGGGUGUGUUUAUAUAACACGGAGAAAGAGGCAGACAUGUCAAAACCGUACGAUACCGGAACCUUCUAAAUUUUAAUUGUCGGAUAUAAACCAUUAUGCGGGGAAACGAAAAACGCUAAGAUUUUGGUAACUGCUACAUCGAGCAAAAGUCAGAAAACCGGAUCGUCGACUUUCGAAGAAAAGACGAUGUGUGCCACACCUGCAUAACUAUGUAGAUAAACAUGGCAACAACAGCGGCACAGUAUUGCAAGGGGGGUUAACACAAUUAUAAUACCUUAUGCAGUAAUGAGAGAACGAUAGCUUCAUUAAUGAUUUCAAGGUUCGGCGUUAAAGGAUUUUCAUAUUGAACCAAGAUUAUGGUUGGUUCCCAAUUAUUUGCAAUCAUGUAACAGACGUGCAAUGACUUCAUAUUUGAAGGUGAAAUUGAAAUGAUUUUUUUUGAUUUGAUAUGUAUGUUACUAUAAAGGCCAUUCAAAAAAUACCGAACAGGGCGACCAUUUUUAUGUUUAAAAAAUUAAAUUCAAAAUCGUUCCUGGCGUGUGCUAAAGUAACCCAGACGUUUAUUUAUUGAACGAUAAUUAUUUAAGUAACUUUUUUGAUAUAAAAAGGUUUAUCCGCAAUAGUAAAAAAGGCCAUAGCAAACGGAAUAUUCUGCACCAUAUUUGAUCUUAUCUUUUAGUUUGAAUUGCAUUCUUGAAACCUUACCUCCACACGGUGUUUCGCAAGCAAAGGACGUAUUCCUUUAGGAACUGUAAACUUGUGGCCUUGGUUAGUUUGUAUUGAUUCUGUUAUUUUCAUCGAGUCUUCGUCAGCAGCGGACUUGAUCUAAAAAUAUUAUGUUGUUAAUUUUUUGUUGUUGUUAAUUUUUUUUCAGUACUGUGAAUUUAGUUGUUAUUCUUUAUGAUGCUUCCGCAUUACGUUCAAUUGUUAUUUAUUUAAUUAAAUCUUGCCUUUAAAACAUUGGUCAGAACAUGCUAUGAGAUAUA
Ciona intestinalis (vase tunicate) is the source of this 3126-nucleotide messenger RNA. The record is from RefSeq and is a predicted model, not a curated record. NCBI's taxonomy places the organism in Eukaryota, Metazoa, Chordata, Ascidiacea, Phlebobranchia, Cionidae.